Messenger RNA from Plasmodium gonderi, 855 nucleotides. RefSeq names its product inner membrane complex protein 1c. Bases 1 to 855 code for a protein of 284 amino acids. The transcript has a single exon. NCBI's taxonomy places the organism in Eukaryota, Apicomplexa, Aconoidasida, Haemosporida, Plasmodiidae. The record is from RefSeq and is a predicted model, not a curated record.
AUGGAAGGCUCAAUCCAAAACUCCAGCAACUUACAAAAAGCAGAUAGCAUAGAUGCUAAAGAAACAUCUACAGUUGAUAGAAAAUGGGUUGCCCUUACUGCUUAUCAACCUGUUGAUGUUGUUACCAAAACUGUUGAAAUUCCAAUUAUAAAAACUGUAGAAAAAUUUGUUCCAAAAACCAUCAUUCAAGAAAAAAUUAUACAUGUUCCUAAAAAUGUUACACAUAUUGUUGAAAAGAUUGUAGAAGUACCUGAAGUUAAAUAUAUUGAAAAAAUUGUUGAAGUACCACAUAUUCAUUAUAAAAAUAAAUAUGUACCCAAAAUUGAAAUUGUAGAAAAAGUAGUGGAAAGACAAAAAAUUAUCGAGAAAUGGCAUGAUAAAAUUGUUGAAGUACCACAAAUAAAGGAAGUUGUUAGAUUUAAAGAAAUUGAAGAUGCUGAAGAAGUUAUUAAAUAUGUUCCAAGAAAUUCUAAAAACAUUGACUGGGAAGAAGAGUACAAAAAGUACACUGAAAGAAAAGGAGGAGAAAGAUACAGUUUGGAUAACAAUAUUUAUCAACAAAAAAUGAGCUUAUAUAAUGAUUAUAAUGAAAAAGCUUACUCACAAAAUGCAUAUAGUAGAAGCCUUGAUUUCUUGAACAAGCAGAUGUCUAGUUUAAAUAACCAAAGUAAUAUUAGGAGUGAAGACUUUUCUCAAAUUAAUUUCUAUAAUCAACAAAGUGUAGGUGCAAGUUAUGAGCAACAAAGAUGCAGUAUCCCAGCAUCUACUUUUAAUCCACGUGGAAGUUUACAGAUGAAGAGAUUACCCUCUGAGGAAACCAAGCCAGUUGGAUGUUGUACUUCUUCCUGUACAUAA